Andrographis paniculata is the source of this 771-nucleotide messenger RNA. RefSeq lists its product as uncharacterized. NCBI's taxonomy places the organism in Eukaryota, Viridiplantae, Streptophyta, Magnoliopsida, Lamiales, Acanthaceae. The transcript has 2 exons. Bases 1 to 771 code for a protein of 256 amino acids. The record is from RefSeq and is a predicted model, not a curated record.
AUGGAAGCUCCAGAGCUUGUGGAGGCAGAGAUUCCAGAGGUUGUGGAGGCUCCAAUAGAAAAGGAGUCUGUGGAGACAGAGGUUCCAGAAGCCAUGGAAACUCCAAAGGCUGUGGAGGCUCUAGUUGAAAAGGAGUCUACGAAUACAGAGGUUCCAGAAGCCAUGGAAGCUCCAGAGCUUAUGGAGGCAGAGACUCCAAAGGCUGUGGAGGCUCCAGUUGAAAAGGAGUCUGCGGAGGCAGAGGUUCCAGAAGCCAUGGAAGCUCCAGAGCUUGUGGAGGCAGGGACUCCAGAGGUUGUGCAGGCUCCAGUCGAAAAGGAGGAGAGGCAAGGAGGACAUGUGCAAGAUCCCAUUUUUAUUCCAGAUCAUCAACACCCUCGUGUGGAUCUGAAGGAGAUCACGCAAGUUUUAAGGGUGCAGUUUGGUUUGAAUCCUCAGAUGGCCAAUCACCCUGCAUAUCAGAGGCCUUUCCCCGAAAGGAUCAUCAACGAUUAUCCACUGCCAAGGAAUUAUCGACCACCUGACUUCCAUGCUUUUUCAGGGGAAGACGGAUCCUCUACCAUAGAGCAUGUGGGUCGCUUUACAACACAGUUAAGGGAAGUUGGAAAUAAUACCUUCUAUAAACUGCAAUUAUUUGGAUUAUCUCUCACCAGAACAGCUUUCUCAUGGUUUGUAAACCUGCCGCCUGGGCAAAUACAAACUUGGGAAGGGUUGGAGAUGGCGUUUCAUGCUAGGUUCUUCAAUCCUUUUGCCGACCGUCUCUCUUACUGA